Molecule: messenger RNA, 4812 nt
Organism: Anopheles funestus (African malaria mosquito)
Lineage: Eukaryota; Metazoa; Arthropoda; Insecta; Diptera; Culicidae
Exons: 2
Coding region: 1051-2244 (397 amino acids)
Source: RefSeq, a predicted model, not a curated record
UAGCCAAAUUAUCUUAAGCAGCUAAUUUGAGCACGCUAAAGAUCGCUUCUUUAAUACGACUUUUGCAGUAGAUAAACAGCUUCAAAGUUCGCCGUACUUUUAACCGACCCUUAAGCAGCUCUGAAUGUCAAACUGUAAAAGAAAGUAUUUAUGCAGGUUUAAUUUUCAAGCAAGACGGAUAAAAAAAAAUGAAAUGUAAAAAAUAAAUUAUUCCUGCUUGAAGUUGCAUUUGUGGUUGUGUAGUCAACUUGCUACAAUGAGAUCUUUUCGGAUAUAUUUAUGUGUAUUAAGUUUGUUUUGAUAGUUGUGUGAGUGUGUUACAAUAUCGCAUUUUUUGUUGAAAACUGUAUUUAUUGAGUAUUGAACGCAUUUUAUCCUGCCUACAGAGUGCUGCCUAUGCUAAUUCUACCGUCAGUUCUGUGAUUGCUCAUCACGUAAUAUCUGGACAAAAAGAUAUUAAGCAGCAAUCAACAAACAUACGAAAAAUAAUUAUUUGUUCUUUGUAUGAUUUGCGUACACUUUUGUUUUUUCAAAUGGGUUUUUUUCGAGAAACACACAUUAAUGCCAUGAGCAUUUCCUCAAUGCAUAAAAAAAUCAACAAUCGGAAACUGGUGGCGUAUGGAGUUAGCUUCCGUAAACAAAGCUGCAAAUUUUCGAUACCGUUCCGAAAACCAUCAACAAUCGUUAAAAUACUUGAACAGCAUAGCUACGAUGUCAACGGGAUCAAGGUGCAAAUAUCCGACACUGACCGCAGCGGUUAAUAUUUCCAUGAAACCGAACUUUUAGCAAUGGUAAAUAUUUCCAUGCAAAUGUACAGUGCCUUAGGAUAGAGACACAAGGAUGAUAACAAUCGAUGUCGAUCACAUCUACAAUUGUUCGAUAUUUCGGCCAGUCGAGCAAAUACCAGUAAAUCAAAACAAAAGGCCGGGUUGGAAAGCAUUUGCACCUAACACCGUUGAAUUUCUGCGAUGGAGCAAAUACGAUCAUUUCGAUCGUAGCAUUUGACGCGAGUAGAGGCAGAAAGCUUAAGACUUCAGCCAAAACCACAAUAUGCCGUUUAACGUUGUCGAAACUGUGGACGCUAGAGGGCACAAGGAACUGUUAGCAGUUCCUGAACCUUGGGUUCAAGGAUCGAGUAAAGGCAGAACUUAUCUUUUCUGGCCCAACAUACGACGGAAGGAACGGUUGAAUGAACUAAUAGAAGACGACAACAGCACUCCAACAAAUUCUUGGGAACGAAUUUUGUGCAGAGUGAAACGUGUAGGAUUGGCAACUAUCACGGAGGCCAACAAAGUUAUUAAUGAUAUGUGCUUGGAGUCCUCAACUGAUUUUAGUGAGAAGCUUACGCAUGAAAAAAAGAAAAAACCACAAAAGGUCAAACAACGCGUUUCCAGGCCUGUGAAAAAUUUCGAAUCCAUGUUAGAACCAUGUAUCGUAGAAAAUAACGAAUACUCUUACGAGGUUACCAGAUGUGUAUUGCCCGAAAAUCCGGAAAAAAGCGGGGAAAAUGAAUGGCUCGACGAAAGUGAAGUUGACGAAAGUUUGGUAGCGGAAAACUUUAAAGAAAGUAUUAGCAAUAAUAGCUUUGAACAUCAAAAUGAACCAGAAGAUCAACUUAAAUCAAGUGAUUUAGGAACACAUAAUAUCGAUCUAAACGAAAGAUUACAACGACUAGAAUGUGCUAUGUCAACAGUUAUUUCGAAGGUAGAUGUGUUCGCGAACGAGACAGUGUCAAGCCUCAGAAAUCAAUUGGCAAAUCUUGAAAAGGCAACGUCCAUUGUAAUUGCAAAGCUAGAUAUUCUUACGGAUAAAACAGUGAUACCCGUUUCCAUGAGGCAUAGAAAAAACAACAAUAUAGGGUUUGAACCUAUCGCAACAGCACAAGAACUGACAAAUUUUGAAAUGAGUUUAAGUGACAAUAGUUACUUUAAUGAAAUAGCGACAUGGUUAGAAAACAACAUAUACGAAAACACUCCUGAAAAUAGAAUGAUAGAAAUUAUGGAUUUGAUUUUUACGAAACAAUUUUUAACUGAGUGUAGUUGGACAGGAAUUAGCAAGGGAAAAGAAAAAAUACCGCUUAUCACAUAUAAAAACGUAUUAGAACUUUUUAGAUUUCACGGUAGCACAAACGAUGUUGAUGUUACUAUGAGAAUGGUUGCAGUAUUUUUUAUGAAGAAGCUAAAAAAUGCAACGAAAAGAGCGGCGACCAAAGGCCUACGUAAGAGUACACAACAUAAAUUUUAGUUUUUAUUUUUUUUUUCUAAACGUAACAAAACUUACUGAACUAUUUCAAUGUAUGCACUAAAGGAAUAAAGACAAAUUCAUUUGAUUCUCUUGUUUCUAUAGCUACUAACUUGCAUCUAAUGUCACAAAAGUUUAUAAUUUCCUCUGUACUAGAUAAUUCAGCAAUUUUUCCAACAAAAAUGUUUAGAACAGAGGAUUUAAAUGGAUAUUCAAAAAAGUUCCAUUGUUUUCUAAGUACUCUUCCAUGAAAAGCGGAGAGUGAUAUAGAAUGCUUUUUGGAAAACCGUACAAUUUUCUGUGUUUUGGUUAAUACCCAACCAUCACGAUUGUUAUCCUGCAUUUUGAAGUUAAUACUGUUAUCGUUUAGUGUUUCUCCUUCAUACUUAUGAAAACCUUCAAGCUCCGAUAAUCUAUUUAUAAGUUGCUGUAAAUCCUGUCGCCUGCUUCGUAGCAAUUUUUUAAGAUUUUGCAACUUAUUUUCAAAUGGGUAUGUUGAAAGAGUGUUUAACGCACCAAAAAACUCUACAUCGUCAAAUACGUGCAACAGAUUAUGAACGUUGCUGGUUAUAAAUUGUUCGCCGUAUAUGUCACUAUACUGAAUUACAAAUUCGGUUAACAUUUGUUUUGCAACGUGCCAAUUCUGCUUGUAAAACGUUGUUGAUAACAUGGUGACUGCGCAUGAAAGUAACAAGAAUUGAUUAUAGUUUUCUUCGGAUAAAAUAUCUUUCAGAACUACAAUCCCACCGUAAUGUAGAAAAGAGCUAAAUUCUGAAGCCUUCCAAUACUUCAAAACAUUUAAAUUUCUGAAUGGUCUAUGGAUUUCUGAAGGUAACUUAAUGUGUCGUAGAAUAUCUGAAAUUUUUAUAAUUUCAGAAGCUGAAAGUUUGGCGUGUAUACCAAGUUUUCCAUCUCUCCAACCUAGCAACAAUCUUUUCAUUACUCCCAAAUCAAUUAGAUGCAAGCGGUCUGCUAUAACAAUAUCCUUGAUGAUAUCCAGAAACGGAACUUCUAUCAAAGGGCUAACAUUUUUUUGAUGUUUUUCAUACGCUUUUUCACGAAAACCAGCAUCUGUACGGUUUGUAUGGUUCACACCUUUAAAGAUUACAGUAUGGGAUUCAUAACUGUAUUCUCCCUCACACGUACAUUUUAAACAACCGUGUGCUGCAUUGUAAUUAGCAACUCCUAAAAUAAAAAUAUUGGUAUCUUAUAUUUUUAAUAGCAUUUCUUACUUUUAGUUAGCUUACCUUUAAUAAACGCUCUAGCAGGUGAAUCGGCUAUUAUUGCUCGAAGACUUAUGGACAUUUUACUGCCCAUUAUUUGUAUUCCGUUUACCAAUAUUUCUUUCAACUCAUCCACCAAUUGCCUCAAAUAUUCUUCAACGUUGCCAGGUUUCGUACCAUAAAAAACUGCAACAAUCAUUGGCGGAGUGGUUGGCAUCUCGUGAAUGUUAAUAAGAAUCGGCCAAAAUUGCUUAUUACUGCUUUUAUAUAAUGGUAGGCCAUCAACAAAAACAUUCAAAGACAACUUUUGAAAAGGCGGUCUUUUCUUACUGAAAAAAAAACAUUUACAAGUUUAAGUGAGAAUGACAAAAACAUACAAAUCCAGAAAAAACUUACAAGAAAUAGGAUGAAAUACAUUUUUCGAUACCGUUGUACCAAAAUUGUCCGCCAUUUACAUCUGUAAUGAUUGCCGGGGUCCUUUUAGUGCGCAGCAAAGUUCUGGCGUCAUUCGGAAGGUCGCUUUGAAUUUUGGAGUUCAGUAUUUUAAGUAGCAUGUUUAUUGAAUGAUGGGAUUGGUUAGUGGCUAAUGCCCAAAAUUUAAGACAAUCUUCCAUAUUCAAGUGUUGGAAUUCAUUCCCUUCCUUUUUUACUCCUUCAGGAUUAUCUUCCGAUUCAGAACUUUCUAAAUAUUGAUCUAUAUCUGGAAUACUUGUUGAUGAACCUACGGAGGACAGUAAAUGGUUUUCAUAACAAUAAACUUUCAAUAUCUUUGUGCGUAUCGCGACAGACCUGUGGUAUCCAAUAAUUCACUCUCAAUAGAACUAAUAGCAUUGUCGAAUAAUUUACGUUUUAUUUUAUCACGUUUGCGAUAAAUUUUCCCCGAUUUUUUAAUAAUUUGGGAAUACAUUGUAUUAUUUGUUUACUUUUUUAGCUAAUGGCAUCGUUUUGCGAUGCCGACAUUUGACAGAUUAGCGAUGGGAUUGUAAACAAAAUGCCAUCGAGUACCGUGUGCUUCUUGUUGAGCCUUGUAGUUCCAUUGCGAAUCACUAACCGACCAAUAAGAAGCCUCAUAGUUCCAUCGAGUACCGUGUGCUUAUUGAUGUACCUUAUGGUUCCAUAGCGAACCACUAAGCGACCAAUAACAAGCCCCAUAGUUCCAUCGAGUACCGUGUGCGUAUUGAUGGACCUUAUAGUUCCAUAACGAACCAUUAACCGACCAGUAACAAGCUCCACAGUUCCAUCGAGUACGGUGUGCAGUUUAAACGGCCCCAAGGUUCGGACAGGGUUCGUUUUUUCGUUAAGCAGCCUUCAAGCAGCGUUAUGGUUGCAUUUUUAUUAAUUUGGCUAC